This is a messenger RNA of Stomoxys calcitrans (stable fly), 903 nucleotides long. RefSeq lists its product as uncharacterized. Bases 179 to 739 code for a protein of 186 amino acids. The record is from RefSeq and is a predicted model, not a curated record. The transcript has 3 exons. Lineage: Eukaryota; Metazoa; Arthropoda; Insecta; Diptera; Muscidae.
CAGAUACACAAACCAUUCAACAAACCAAGAGCCAAGCACUCAGCCAGGCAGGCAGGCAGUCAGUCAGUCCGUCCCCCGGUCCCAAUUCGAGUCACAGUAAACGGCCAGUCACAGUCACUUUUGUCGUCUCCAUUUAUCCAUCUAUCCGUCCAUCCAUACUUUCAAUCAUACGCACAACAUGUUGAACAAUGUCGUGUUGUCGAUGACACGUAGCCGCCGUCAACAACAUCACCAUCCUCCUCACCAUGUGGCAGAAGAACGUGAAGAAGGCGGACGAGAAGGUGGAACAGUCUCAUCGUCAUCAUCGCCAUUUCUAAUGAAACCAUUACGGAUGCUGUUGCUAAUGUUGAUGGUGCUAAGUGCUGCUGCAACAUACAUACAGCCAUCAAUGGCAGAAAGUGAAACUAAUGAUUUGAAUAGUUUGGAACCCAAAGAGCCCGUGACCAUGUCGCUAAAACCAAUUUCAGCCAAACUGGAAACACGUCAACACCCCAAUGCCGCUCAGUACAUGCCCCAAUCGCAAUUGCCAGCAACAUUGCCUGGCUGUCCAUUAUGCGAUUCGUCCGUCUACAGUUAUUGUUCGCAUAAACUGAUUCACGACACAUGCUGCUGCGAUUAUCCAGGUUCCAUUUACCAAAAGCCUCCUCAAUGCGUCUACUAUGAAUGCUCACUGUUGUAUGCAAAAUCAUGCUAUGAACACUCGUUAAUUAAAAAUUGCUGCUGUAAUAAUCCUUAUUGAGGGAACACUUGUAAUUAUACAUAUUUCCACUUUCGAUAAUACGCUUAGGUUAAGAUUAAUUUAUACAAAAUGCCCUUAAUGAAUAAAGUCAUUGAAAUGAUAUGCGCAGAAGGUUGAUGAGUGCGUUCAUAAGCCUUAUACUCAAGAAACGUGUGAAAACUUAA